Messenger RNA from Podarcis raffonei (Aeolian wall lizard), 3098 nucleotides. RefSeq names its product amyloid beta precursor protein binding family B member 3 (gene APBB3). The record is from RefSeq and is a predicted model, not a curated record. The coding region runs from base 100 to 1572 and encodes 490 amino acids. NCBI's taxonomy places the organism in Eukaryota, Metazoa, Chordata, Lepidosauria, Squamata, Lacertidae. Gene Ontology annotation, cellular component: nucleus; cytoplasm. Gene Ontology annotation, biological process: regulation of DNA-templated transcription. Gene Ontology annotation, molecular function: amyloid-beta binding; transcription factor binding. The transcript is spliced from 13 exons.
UUCUGGGGCCGGCCUCUGGCACAGCGCUCCUGCUGCCGCUGCUGCUCCUGCCGCCGUCCUCCGCGCUCGGGGCUGCUCGCCGCCCCACCGAGCGAAGCCAUGCUCGGCAAGGACUAUAUGCUGGCCAUCAUCCUGGUCAACUGCGACGACAACCUAUGGAACGACCAGAAUCUGGAGGCAGAUCUUGAUCUUCCCCCAGGAUGGAGGAAAAUCCACGACUCCUCUGGGACCUACUACUGGCAUGUGCCCACGGGCACCACCCAGUGGCAACACCCAUCUUGCCCCUCUGGUUUAGCGCACACUGGGGAAGCUGCAUUGCCAGAAACGGAUCUUCAGGUUGCAGCAGUAAGACAUCUGCCAAGGGAGAGACCUAUCCCAAGUCCGAUGGCAUCGCUGCCCAGAAGGACAUCAGUGAGCUGGCAUGGGGAGGAGCAUCACCAGGGCAACCCAGAGCUUGGCUCCAAGUGCUUCGUUGUGCGUUCGUUGGGCUGGGUAGAAAUCCCUGAGGAGGACUUGGCUCCUGGCAAAAGCAGCAUUGCCGUGAAUAACUGCAUCCAGCAGCUCUCCCAGAACAAGUGUGACGACUGGGACCCUGCGGACAGGUGGGGCGAGGGCCAAAACAUGGUGAUGAUCCUGAAGAAGGACACAAUGAGUUUAGUGGAUCCUUUGGACCAGAGCCUCAUCCACUCCCAACCCAUCAUCAACAUCCGUGUCUGGGGUGUGGGAUGCAACCACGGCAGGGACAGGGAUUUUGCUUUCGUGGCCAGUGACAAGGACACGUGUAUGCUGAAGUGCCACGUCUUCCACUGCAAUGUGCCUGCCAAGGCCAUUGCCAAGGCCCUGCAUGAAAUGUGCUCCAAGAUCAUGGCUGAGCGAGCCGUGGCAAGUAGCAGCCUCAGCCGAUCUGUUACCUUUGAACCUGUCACUCCAGAUGACGUCUCUCUACAAGUUGACAUUCUGGAUGCCGUGGGAGAGUCUGUCCGGAAAUAUGAAGCUUUGUAUAUUGGCACCUCACCAGUGUCCAAGGCCAUGGGGAUGGAUAUGCUAAAUACUGCCAUCGAAGACCUGGUGAGCAGCCAUGGCCGUGACCAGUGGACUCCAUCUGUUGUCAGUGUUUCAGACUCAGUGAUGCAAGCAGACCAAGCUGAGGCUGAGGAUGAGGACGGCUCUUGCCUGUGGGAAUGUCAGGUCCGCUACGUGACUUUUAUUGGGAUUGGGAAAGACGCCCACACCUUCGCACUCAUUACUGACAUGGGCCAACAACGUUUCCAGUGCACAGCUUUUUGGUGUGAGCCAGAUGCCGGCACCAUCUCAGAAGCGGUGCAGGCCGCAUGCAUGGUCCAGUAUCAGAAGUGCUUAGUGGCUUCUACAUCGCGAAUGAGACCAAAGAGUGGCUCACGCUCCAUCCUGAAGAUGAAAAGGACAGUGUCAGUCGACUCGCCAGUCUGUUCCUUUCCUGUCACAGGGCACUCCCUGCAGAAAAAUGGCAGCGCGGCCACUACACGCAAGAGGGGUUUAUUCUCAUUCUUCGAAGCAUUUCGCCAAAAACAUUCCAUACUACACACCCCUUAGCCCAAAAUAUAUGGUGUGAGACAGGGAUGGUGGGCCCCUCGUGAUACUUAACAGUGGCCUUCCUUUGAUAUCCAGGUUCAGAAUGUAAAUAGCGUACUUUUGUCUGUUGACUCUUUCAUUGAAUCUAAGAGCCAACAGAUCCAAGCAAAUCUGGCCCCUGAGAGAGGUCUGUGGCUGAUUCUAGACAUGUUAUGCAUAGUUUUGCUAGUCCUUUGCCAUGUAGAUGCUUUGAGAAGGAGGCAAUGUUGUUUUCAGCGGGAAGAAUAAACAAAGCUGCACCUGAAUGUUCCGACAAUGUUCCCUGGCAUGUGGAGUAGGCAGCAUCCAAUGCACCACACAGGCUUAAAACGUUGUUCCUGCUUGCCCAGGGUGGGUUAUGGAACAGGGCAGAGCAGGCAUGCCAGCUUGAAGCAGUAGCUUGAAGCAGUAGCUCCACUUGGUUUUUUGCAGUAAAAGCUGUGAGCAUCGCCACUCUUCCUUCCCCAGCUUGUAGCAUGAAUGCUUGGCAUACGAAACCUGACUGCAACCCUAGGCAGGCCAUGGAACAGCCACUCGUGUUAAUUUGCGGCAGCAAAUAGAUGCUUGUGAGCCUCUGGAUUGAUCAGAUGUCAGUACAGAUACACAUUUCCCUUGAAAAGUGACAAAUAGUUUCUUCUUUUUGAAUCGGCAUACUGAGACAUAAGGACUCUCUCAACCCCCCUCCCUCCCUCCCUCCCUAAAUCUGCUCCAUAACAGUUUAGGGGGCACACAGGGGGAGGAGGGGGGUCCACGUUGUGCAAUUGGAUGUUCUUCACACAGUGCUAUGUUGGCUACAUCCCAUACACUGUUCCAUCAAUGCCACCACACUAUUAUCUCUUCACAGUGUAGCCUGCAACAGGCCUGUGUUUCUUUGGCAACAUCUGGGCUAAUCCUUUAACUUCUGUACGUGCUGUAGCAACUAUUCUUUUGAAACAAGCCAGUGACCAUAAUGAAGCCUAGAAUAAUCAAAGGGUGCACUUAGCUCCAGUGCUCACUAGCAAAAUGUCUGGUAUGUGAGUGAGAGAGUCAUCAGAACUCAUUACUGUCCUAAUAACACCAGCAUGCCUAGUCAGGCACUUGGAUUGGGAACAAUCAAUUGACCAGGCCAUCAUGGUAGGACCCAAUGCUGGCUAGCAACUCUGACAGACACAAGCGAUUCACACUUGUAAGAUGCAGGUAAGGAGAAUAUAAAGCUGCCUGUGGAUUCUCCCCCCCCCCCAUUUUUUAAAAAAAGAAAAAGCCUAUAAAUAUUGAGAGCUUAUUGCACCAACAUUGGCAAAAGUGACUGCUGAGUCUCAUUUGAUCUGUGUCCAGAAAUGGGGAGUAAGGCUGGUGCGAUAAAAGCGUAAAUCUCCAAACAAGUUCCUUUCUUUUCUGUUUGGGAGAUAAGGUAACCCAUCAACUUUAUCUUAUUUAUAACUAGCCCCAGAUUAAGAUAGACUCAAGUCUACCUCAGUGAUACUUUAUAUCUGAUCAUUUGUGCAAAUAAACUACUAAUAUGGAAGAAA